Fusarium keratoplasticum is the source of this 642-nucleotide messenger RNA. RefSeq lists its product as uncharacterized. Lineage: Eukaryota; Fungi; Ascomycota; Sordariomycetes; Hypocreales; Nectriaceae. The record is from RefSeq and is a predicted model, not a curated record. Bases 1 to 642 code for a protein of 213 amino acids. The transcript has 2 exons. Gene Ontology annotation, cellular component: nucleus; cytoplasm. Gene Ontology annotation, biological process: translational elongation.
AUGGUUUUCGCCAAGAUCUACACAUACCCUGGAAACUACCGGGUCCAGCGCGUCAAGGUCGCUGCCGAGCUCAAUGGCCUCGAGGUCGUCGAUGCUGAGGGCUUCAAGAUGGGCGUGACCAACAGGGAGCCCGAGUUCCUCGCCAAGUUCCCCCAGGGCAAGGUCCCCGCCCUCGAGACUCCUGACGGCUUCUGCCUCGCCGAGAACAUCGCCAUCUGCCGGUUCAUCGCUGACAGCGGCCCCGCUGCCGACCAGCUCAACGGCGCCGACGUCCGCACCAAGGCCCAGAUCAACGAGUGGGUUGCCUUUUGCGAGGCCCACAUCGCUGUCCCCAUGAACUUUGUCGCUGGCGUCACUGUUUACAAGUAUAUUCCUCAAGAGGAGGGUACUUUCAACAUGAUGGUCGCUCAGUUUGAGAAGGGAGUCCAGCGGGUGGAGGCUGCUCUUGCCGGCGGCAAGGAGUACCUGGUCGGUGAGCAGGUCACCCUCGCCGAUAUCAUGGUUUUCGGCGCUCUCUCUUUUUCUCUCAGCUUCCUGUUUGACGAGGAGAAGCGAAGCAAGGUGCCCGGGACUGUCCGAUACCUCAAGGCGCUGUCUGAGCAACCUGCUUUUAAGAACGCCUUUGGGGAGCUGAAGAUUUGA